Molecule: messenger RNA, 1789 nt
Organism: Rosa chinensis
Lineage: Eukaryota; Viridiplantae; Streptophyta; Magnoliopsida; Rosales; Rosaceae
Product: pentatricopeptide repeat-containing protein At1g71060, mitochondrial
Exons: 1
Coding region: 50-1657 (535 amino acids)
Molecular function (GO): protein binding
Source: RefSeq, a predicted model, not a curated record
CCUGGGCCUCUAAAGGUUCAAACUUCAACAAAAUCUCGUCGCCUCUCAGAUGGGUCUCUCUAGAUUUUUCAAGCUUUUACCAAAACCAUCCAAAAAUCCCUUCUUUCUUUUCCCAAAUCCUCAAACUGGUUCUCCCAGAUCAGUGAGAUCACUCACAAACCUUACUAGUAAUCCAAACCCCUAUGUUGAACACCCAUCUGGGCUCUUACGCAAUCCCAAUCCUGGUAUUUACAGAGCAAUCCAUGGCACUCUAUACAAAACCCAAGUGCUUGAUGAGGCCAAUACCCACGAUAUCACCCAAGAGGCUGAGAAAAUCAGCAAAAUUCUAUCCACGGCCAACUCCAAUCCUCGCAUUGAGAGCUUGCUCGACGGCGCUUCAGUCAAGGUGUCACCAACGCUUGUCGUUGAGGUCUUGAAGAAGCUCAACAACGCCGGCGCUCUGGCGCUCUCGUUUUUCCGGUGGGCCGAAAAGCAAAAGGGGUUUAAGCAUUGCACAGAGAGCUACAAUGCUCUGAUUGAAGCUCUGGGUAAGAUCAAACAGUUCAAGAUAAUAUGGGAAUUGGUAAAUGACAUGAACAACAAAGGCCUGCUCAGCAAAGAGACUUUCGCUUUGAUUUCGAGGCGGUAUGCGAGGGCGAGGAAGGUUUCAGAGGGCAUUAAAGCUUUUGAGAAGAUGGAGAAGUUUGGGAUCAAGUUAGAAGGGUCGGAUUUCAAUAGACUGAUUGAUACUCUGAGCAAGUCGAGGCAGGUUGAGAAAGCACAGGAGGUGUUCGAUGAAAUGAAGCACAGAAGGUUCAAACCUGAUAUUAAGUCGUACACUAUUUUGCUGGAAGGAUGGGGUCAGCAACAGAAUUUUUUGAGGUUGGAUGAGGUUUAUCGAGAAAUGAAGGCUGAAGGGUUCGAUCCAGAUGUUGUGACUUAUGGUAUUUUGAUCAAUGCACAUUGUAAGGGCAAGAAGUAUAACGAAGCGAUUGGAUUGUUUCGAGAGAUGGAAGCGAAGAAUGUGAGGCCUUCUCCUCAUAUCUUCUGUAUGCUGAUUAAUGGAUUAGGCUCAGAAAAGAGAUUGGCUGAAGCUCUUGAGUUUUUUGAAGGGUCCAAAGCCAGUGGUUUAGAACCGGAGGCGCCUACUUAUAAUGCUGUUGUUGGAGCUUACUGCUGGUCAAUGCGGAUCCCUGACGCGUUCGGGGUGGUGGAUGAGAUGAGAAAAUGUGGGAUUGGUCCUAAUUCUCGAACCUACGAUAUAAUCUUGCAUCACUUGGUUAAGCAUCGAAGAACUGAACAAGCUUACUCGGUAUUCCAGAAAAUCAGUAGCGAACCAACAGUAACUGUAAGUACAUACGAAAUCCUAGUGAGGAUGUUUUGCAAUGAGAAGCGAGUGGAUAUGGCAUUACGGGUUUGGGAUGAGAUGAAGACUAAAGGCGUCCUGCCAGGAAUGCACAUGUUCUCCACAUUGAUCAACAGCUUGUGCCAUGAGAACAAGUUAGAUGAUGCAUGCAGGUACUUUCAGGAGAUGCUAGACAUGGGUAUUAGGCCUCCGACACAGUUGUUUAGUAACCUAAAGCAAGCGCUUCUUGAUGAUGGGAGAAAGGAUGCUGUCGUAAGUUUCGGUUUGAAGAUUGAAAAACUGAGAAAAACCCCAUUAGUUGGGUUGCGCUAAAGAGCGAUCUCAGAACAACUAAUCUACAAUGAUGGCUCCUAAGUGCUAAGAUUGAGGGGUCUGGCUAGAACUAUCAUCCUUCUACUUCAUGUAAUGCUCAACUUCUAAUAUAGAAAUGUGGAAUUGGUUUUA